AGGGUGGCGGCGGGGCCGGGACGGGGGUGGAGCCCGCUCCAGGGGUCUCGGGCCCGAGCGUGGAGCCCACGCCGGAGCCGCAGGCAGAAUCCGAAUCUGGGUCCGAGUCGGAGCCCGAGGCAGGCCCGGGGCCCAGGCCCGGGCCGCUGCAGAGGAAGCAGAUCGGGCCGGAGGACGUGCUGGGGUUACAACGGAUCACCGGCGACUACCUGUGCUCCCCUGAGGAGAAUAUCUACAAGAUCGACUUCGUCAGGUUCAAGAUUCGGGACAUGGACUCAGGCACUGUCCUCUUUGAAAUCAAGAAGCCCCCAGCCUCAGAGCGGUUGCCCAUCAACCGGCGGGACCUGGACCCCAAUGCUGGGCGCUUUGUCCGCUACCAGUUCACACCUGCCUUCCUCCGCCUGAGGCAGGUGGGAGCCACGGUGGAGUUCACGGUGGGAGACAAGCCUGUCAACAACUUCCGCAUGAUUGAGAGGCACUACUUCCGCAACCAGCUGCUCAAAAGCUUUGACUUCCACUUUGGCUUCUGCAUCCCCAGCAGCAAGAACACUUGCGAGCACAUCUACGACUUCCCCCCGCUCUCCGAGGAGCUGAUCAGCGAGAUGAUCCGUCACCCAUACGAGACGCAGUCUGACAGCUUCUACUUCGUGGAUGACCGGCUGGUGAUGCACAAUAAAGCAGACUAUUCCUACAGUGGGACACCCUGACCCCCAGUUCCACCCCUGCCCCAGGAGACUGGUCCUGGGCCCUCAGCUGUGAUCUCCUCUUCACUCACCUCCUAACCCCCAGCCUUCUGUUUGGGGAGUGCUCCCAGAGCCUGGGCCCUGAGUCAGCAUUGGGAGGAAGGGUGCCAGUGUCCCCAGUCCAAGCCUGUGGAGCCCAAGAGACUUAGCACAUGGGGUGGGGUAGGGGGGCUGUUUGCUUCUAAGUCCAGGAAGGCAUCUUGGAGAGGAGCAGCCAGGACUUUGGGACAGCUUAGCCAGGCCCUCCUGUGCCCAGGAUUCUGAAUAGUGUUCCCCUAUCUGGGCUGUGACCAGGUCAGGGAAGGGAUCCUUUCCCUGUCCCCUGCCUUCCUCCUCCAGGCCAUGUAGAGUUGUCCAUCCACAGACAAAGAUGCACAUUGGAGUCUGGCUGCCAAGCUGCCCACAGGCGUCUGGGCCCUGGCCCUAGCACGAGCCACCUCCUUCAGGGAUGGAGACACGGCCUGAGGUGUGGGAGGGGCCAUCCCAGCCUGCAGCCUGUGGUAGGAGCCGGACCAGCUGUAUAUAGUUUUCAAUAAACUUUCCUUUUCUGUUC
Molecule: messenger RNA, 1296 nt
Organism: Tupaia belangeri chinensis (Chinese tree shrew)
Lineage: Eukaryota; Metazoa; Chordata; Mammalia; Scandentia; Tupaiidae
Gene: UNC119
Product: unc-119 lipid binding chaperone
Exons: 5
Coding region: 270-707 (145 amino acids)
Biological process (GO): mitotic cytokinesis; visual perception; lipoprotein transport
Cellular component (GO): spindle pole; centrosome; spindle midzone
Molecular function (GO): lipid binding
Source: RefSeq, a predicted model, not a curated record